Molecule: messenger RNA, 1621 nt
Organism: Thalassophryne amazonica
Lineage: Eukaryota; Metazoa; Chordata; Actinopteri; Batrachoidiformes; Batrachoididae
Gene: c1qtnf9
Product: C1q and TNF related 9
Exons: 3
Coding region: 346-1368 (340 amino acids)
Molecular function (GO): protein binding
Source: RefSeq, a predicted model, not a curated record
UACAAACAGAAAGCUGUGCCUUUUUUGACAUUUGUUCCUCAGUCUGAGUUUAUUAUUAUGCUGAAUAGACUGGAAAAAAAGCAGCACAGGUGAUACAUAAGUAAGUUAAUCAAAAACACAGACAAACCAGUGAAGUGGUUCAGUGAGCAGAUCACUUUUGUCCAAAGUCCAUGUCCAGUUUGUGUUUGUGUCUUGGCUUUUGUAUGUUCUUCCACUGCUGCAGUUCUGAUUGGGACUGUUAAAAGAUAGGGCUGUAGAGUUAUUGGUUUAUGUGCAUAUUUACAUAUGAGUUUAUGAAGUGUGGGUGUGAUAGGUUAUUUUUAUGCAAACAGUGCAUCUAGAACAAUGCUGCAGAUGAAGAUUCCUGUUGCUUGUGUGCUCCUUCUUCUAUUGGCCAUCAGGUGUGUUGCACAGGAAACAAAUGAUGGGAAAGGGUGUAUUUGUGGACACCCUGGAAUACCUGGAGAUCCUGGACACAAUGGAACACCUGGUAGGGACGGCCGAGACGGACUCGGGGGUGACAAAGGUGAUCGAGGUGAGGUUGGGCCAAGUGGAUUACCAGGCAAAGAUGGCAUCAAGGGAGACAAAGGAGAAACUGGUGCUGUUGGCCCAGUUGGACUAAAAGGGAAAAGGGGUGAUAACGGAGAUCAGGGACAUCCUGGGAAAAUGGGACCCCAAGGAGUCCAAGGGCUGAUUGGUCAAAAAGGAAGUAAAGGAGAGCUUGGCCUGACUGGACCCCAGGGACCAAAAGGUGAAGUUGGUCCUACUGGACCGGAGGGUCUAAAAGGGGAAAUUGGCCUUCGAGGAGAGAGAGGCAUUCAGGGACCAAUUGGAAUCCCUGGCAGACCAGGACCUAAAGGGGAUAUUGGUGUUCCAGGUCCUAAAGGCAAUAUUGGCUACCGUGGGGACAGAGGACUUCAAGGAGAGAAGGGUGACAGAGGUGAAAAGGGAGAGCUAGUUGUUUUGUCUAAAAGUGCCUUCUGUGUUGGUCUUACCACAAACACCAAGCUCCCAGCAGUAAAUGUACCAAUCCGGUUUGACAAGAUUAUUUACAACGAACAGAAUCAUUAUGAUCCACAAACAGGAAGAUUUACAUGCUCUGUCACAGGUGCUUACUUCUUUACUUACCACAUCACUGUUUAUUCCAGAAAUGUCAAAGUGGCUCUAAUGAAAAAUGGAGCAAAGAUUAUCCACACAGCAGAUAACUACCAGAGUAGUGAGGACCAGGCAGCAGGGGGCGCUGUUCUGCACCUGGAGGUGAGGGACAAAGUGUGGCUGCAGGUGGUCGGCGGAGAACUCUACAAUGGACUUUUUGCUGAUGAAGAUGAUGAUACUACCUUCUCAGGGUUCCUGCUGUUUGAGGCAUAAGAAAGGAAGGCUGAGACUUUAGGAUUACUGGGUUCAUGAACCCAGAAAUGUAAAAUCAUAGACAUCAAUCAAGGGGUAUUAACUUGCAUUAUAAAGUUUGUAUUUACUUUUUUGGUUGCCCAGAAAUCUCACAGCAAUAUGGAUUUCAAUGGAUUUUGUGAUGGGUGGAUUUUGAAAUUUUGAUGAAGAUUUUGAUCCAGAACAAGUACAUCCGCCAAAGAAGUAGGGUGGCGGUUAUGAUUUCACCCCUAUU